Messenger RNA from Nerophis lumbriciformis (worm pipefish), 327 nucleotides. The record is from RefSeq and is a predicted model, not a curated record. NCBI's taxonomy places the organism in Eukaryota, Metazoa, Chordata, Actinopteri, Syngnathiformes, Syngnathidae.
AUGUCUGUGGAUUGGGUGGGAUAUGGAUACGCAGCCCUGGUGGCUUCAGGGGGUGUUUUCGGCUAUGUGAAAGCAGGCAGUGUCCCGUCCCUAGCUGCCGGCCUUCUUUUUGGAGGACUCGCCGGUGUCGGUGCUUAUCAGAUCUCCAAUGAUCCCAGUAAUAUUUGGCUGUCUCUCGCUACAUCAGGUGCACUGACAGGUGUCAUGGGAAAAAGGUUCUAUGGCUCCAGGAAGUUCAUGCCUGCUGGUCUAAUGGCGGGUGCGAGUCUUUUGAUGGUGGGGAAACUCGGCAUGACGCUGCUCAACAAACCGCAACAGUCCUCAUGA